Messenger RNA from Amphibalanus amphitrite, 2461 nucleotides. RefSeq names its product PRKCA-binding protein-like. Gene Ontology annotation, biological process: regulation of Arp2/3 complex-mediated actin nucleation; receptor clustering; positive regulation of receptor internalization. The transcript is spliced from 10 exons. The record is from RefSeq and is a predicted model, not a curated record. Lineage: Eukaryota; Metazoa; Arthropoda; Thecostraca; Balanomorpha; Balanidae. The coding region runs from base 755 to 2053 and encodes 432 amino acids. Gene Ontology annotation, molecular function: protein domain specific binding; protein kinase C binding; phospholipid binding. Gene Ontology annotation, cellular component: trans-Golgi network membrane; postsynaptic density; postsynaptic early endosome.
AGAGCUGUAGGCAGGGCCUGCCCGUAUGGUGCAGUGGUGUGGUGCUGGUGGUGUUUACAGUGGUGACAGUGGUGCAGGCAGUCACUAGUGUUCGUUGUGAGUUGUGAUAGCACUUAGCAGGCAGUAGUCUCGAUGUGGUAGCAGUGCGUUGGAGGCGACUCAUGCAGGGCUGGUGACAGCAGGGCCAUUUAAAGGUUGACACCAGCCCGUGGUGCCGAUGGUGACGGGAGCUGGUGAAGCCGGAUGGCGGUAUAUGUGGUGCAAUGGUUACCAGUGGUGCCAUUUUGGUGAUCGAAUAGUGUACCAACAUGAAGCGGGACUAAGCCAUACUGGUGCAAGUGUUGAAGCGCUUUUAAGGCGAAAUAACAGUCAACAGCUACGUCUACGUAAAAAGCCUUGUCGAGAAUAUUGAUUUAGGGAGCCGACGAGUGAAGCAUGCUGUGAAGACGAAGUCCUGGAUUCAGAACGACACUUCAGUACUUUUCAAUCAAAGCAAAUGUGUUUUGUUUAGGCCGGGAUACGUCCGAACGAUCAAAACGUCAACCGAGACUUCGUCUGUCCCCUGUGUGAAACUAGAAAAACACACAGAAGAUUCAGCAGCAAGUGACAAACACAUUGCGUUGCGUUACAAUAGCAUCGCUUUACGAAAUCCUCUCCUAACCUGUUUCGCUACCUGCAAUCUCCAUUUCGUCUCGCUUUCACGUCAUUAGAUCAGACACGGGCGAACGUUCCAACUGCAGGACAUCAAAACACCAUGGACUUGUUCCGCAAUGUUCACGCCAGAACGGGUAUGACGCUGACCACGGGCAGCGUGACACUGAACAAGGACGAGUCGAACCUGAUCGGUAUCAGCAUCGGUGGCGGUGCCCCUCUCUGUCCCUGUCUCUAUGUGGUCCAGGUGUUUGACAACACCCCGGCUGGGAGGGACGGCACCCUCCAGUCGGGAGAUGAACUGAUCGGCGUCAACGGCACCUCGGUCAAGGGCCGGACCAAAGUCGAGGUGGCCAAAAUCAUACAGGCCGUCAAGGGUGAUGUCACGGUUAGCUACAACAAGCUGCACGCAGACCCGAAGCAGGGCAAGUCUUUGGACAUCAUCCUGAAGAAGGUGAAACACCGCCUAGUGGAGAGGAUGUCGGCCAGCACUGCCGACGCCCUCGGACUCUCGCGUGCCAUCCUCUGUAACGACUCCUUGGUGAAGCGUCUGGAGGAGCUGGAGCGGACAGAGAACAUGUACCGGGGCGUGGUGGAGCACAUGAAGAAGGUGCUCCGGGCCUUCUUUGACCUAUGCAGGGUGCACAAAGCCUUUGGAGACACGUUCGCUGUGAUUGGUGCACGGGAGCCGCAGCCGCGGGCCAGCGAGGUGUUCACCAGUUUCGGAGACGCCCACCGAACAAUGGAGAAGAACGGCGUCAGACUGCUGAGAACACUCAAACCGAUUUUGAGCGAUCUCGGCACUUAUCUGCACAAAGCCAUCCCGGAUACCCGGCUAACAAUUCAGAAGUAUCUCGACACAAAGUUCGAAUACUUGAGCUUCUGUCUCAAAGUCAAGGAAAUGGAUGACGAGGAGUACAGCUACGCAGCGCUACAGGAGCCCAUGUACAGGGUGGAGACGGGGAACUACGAGUACAGGCUGGUACUGCGCUGCCGGCAGGACGCCAGGACCAGGUUCGCUAGCCUUCGUUCUGACGUGCUGGUAAAGCUGGAGCUGCUGGAUCAGAAACAUGUACAGGAUAUCGUCCACCAGCUGCAGCGUCUGAUCAGCGGGUUCGCCGCCUACCACUCAGAGUGUUACAACUUGAUGAAGGAGCACCAGUACUUCCCGAUAGAGGUGGACCUGGCCCGGUCGGCUUUCCAGUACGGGCUGCCCACCUCUUUCCAGCAAGACGGUCUGGAUGAGGACGGUCAGGAGGACGAGGACGUCGACGGACUUCUCGAGGUGGCUGAGGAGGUGACCGAGGAGCUAGCCAAGGAGGUAACUGAGGAGCCCAACAGUCAGCAGAAGUCGCCCCGCGCCGAUACGACCGAACACGACCUGCUGGGGGGUCUGCAGUAAGGGUGGGACGGCGAGCUGUAUGGUGUUGAGAGCGGGCUUAUGCUAUACAUUCCCAGGGUGGGUGGUCACGUGUGUCUGCAUCUCUAGAUAUAUGGCUGAGAGCUCUUAUCGGAAUAAGUGAAGCCGGUUGGCCGAGCUGUUGCCAUUACUUCUUAUAUGACUGAGAUGCUGCGAUGAGCGGACUGGUAGGAUUACUGCAUGCUAGUGUCCUGUUGUCGUUGAACAAAGGCUGCACAUUUGCAGAGUGACUCUCUAGUCCAGUCGAAGAGCAAGGUUUACGGGACCAUACGAGUGGUUAUUUAUCAGUGCCUAUACCAAGGCAAAUGUGUGCCCUUUUAUGGAGUUUAUCAAAAGCAAAUGAUGUAUGUGCUUCCGAAAGCAAAUAAAUAAGCCAGUUUUUCGUCUCUA